Molecule: messenger RNA, 2613 nt
Organism: Helicoverpa armigera (cotton bollworm)
Lineage: Eukaryota; Metazoa; Arthropoda; Insecta; Lepidoptera; Noctuidae
Product: O-acyltransferase like protein
Exons: 13
Coding region: 48-2231 (727 amino acids)
Molecular function (GO): acyltransferase activity, transferring groups other than amino-acyl groups
Source: RefSeq, a predicted model, not a curated record
CCAUUAUUCCUCAUACUAGCUGUAGAAUUCGAAGAGACUUGGACGCGAUGGGUGCAUUAACUUAUUUUAUUGUUCUGUUAGUAGUAAAUGUAGUGUUUGGUAGGGAACAAGGUCGUGAUGUUAACCUCAGGAGUGCGUUUGAUCAGGAUUUGUACGAGAAUGUGCUUGAUUCAGAAAAGUGUAUCAGGCAGUUGACGAUUUUGGCGAAUAAUAGCUUGGCUAAUCAAUUUCUCGAUGCCAGUGGAAGAAUCCCAAGUGGUCUCCUUACCGGCAACUGGAAUGACCUCGGAGAUUACCAUCAAUGUCUCAGCAUCCACCAGUUCGUCAACAACACAGAAUUCCAAGGGAAAUACUGCACGAUCAGAAUCCCUAUCAACCAGACGUACAUUGACAUCCCCGAAGGUUUCCCAAGACCUGAGGACUGGCCUGACCUAAUACCUGAUGAGUGGCCCGAAAUUGUCUUCCCACCCGGUCUAUUCCCCCAAGCUGAUAGGAAAACACUCCGUGAAAUGGAAGACUAUAGAGGACUGCAGAAUUAUGUUAUGGGAAUAACUGGCAUGGGAGAAACUCCGGAAACUAGAUUCUUCCCAUUGUUGAUAGCAGCGUCUCAACGUGCCAUGUUGUCUGUCUGCAUUCCUGAAGCGUGCAGCCCCACGGAAGCCGUAGACUUCUUCCAGUCUAGAAUCCCCUUCCUCAACUUUACUUUUGAGGAGUACUACUGCAGAUUGCCCAAUGACAAGCCUUUUGUUGCUGCCGAUUAUGUUGCUAUAUCUAUACUCUCCUUCAUCGGAUUGCUCGUCUUACUCAGUACAGGUUACGACGUGUAUCAAAACAAGAUCGCUAGACGAGCUCCAUCACGCAUCAACGGCUUGUUCGUCUCAUUCUCCGUCUACACAAACACCCGUCGGUUUCUGAACUUCAAGUCAGCACCCGGAGCCCUCGAGUGUGUUGAUGGCAUCCGAGCCUUCUCCAUGAUGUGGGUCAUCGUUGGCCACACCUACAGUAUGACGUUGCUUGGCUUCGUUCAUAAUGUUGGCGAUAUCAUGAACUGGUUAACCUCGUUCGGAGGCAUAUGGAUAAACUCAGCACCAAUUACUGUGGAUACAUUCUUCAUGCUCAGUGGCAUUUUGGCAGUUUACACGUGUAUUGGAAAAAUCACUAGAACUCGGUUCAUCAAGACCAUCCACCUAUUCUACUUAAAUCGUUUGCUGCGGAUGUUCCCACUUCUGGCGACGAUGGUACUUCUCCAGGCUUCUCUCUUCAACCACGUCUCCGAUGGACCCUACUGGAUCAACCAGGCUCAUGCUGCAGAAAACUGCAGGCAGUACUGGUGGGCUGCCUUACUGCAUAUCCAGAACUACGUCAACCCUCUUGAAAUUUGUCUAGCUCAAACCUGGUAUCUAUCAGUGGACAUGCAGUUGUACUUGAUCUGCCCAAUUAUCCUCGUGUUUCUGUUCGGACGUGAGCGCAUCGCUUGGUGUGCGCUCACCGCUAUCGUUCUUCUCUCUCUCGUCUCAUCUUCACUGUACAGCUUCUUAAAUAACUACUCUGCAGCGUUAGCUAAUCCAAGGCGUUUGGCCCAGUUCCAGGAGUAUGUCCAAUAUUAUUACUUCAAUACAUUGACCAGAGCUCCUCCAUUCUUCGUGGGAAUGAUUUACGGUUACCUGUUGUACUUGUGCAAAGACAAGAAAAUUAGGAUAUCUAAGUUCAAUGUGGCGAUUCUGUGGAUGCUAUCGUUCGCAAUGAUGGCUUUCUGCAUCUUCACCAUUUACCCUGUGAUGCAGCCUGAUCACACAGCCCAGGUCUUCGACAACUUCCUCAAUGCUUACAUGCGGGCUAUUUGGGCCAUUGGCUUGGGGUGGCUCAUUUUUGCAUGCGUACAUGGCUAUGGAGGUCCUAUCAACUGGUUCCUCUCUCUUCAAGUCUGGAAGCUUCCCGCUCGUCUCUCGUACGCCAUGUACCUGAUCCAUCUGCCCAUCAUCUACACCUCCACCGGUACCUGGAUGAAGACUUAUUACUUCAGUGAGGGAAAUAAUUUGUACAGAUUCAUGGGUGAUAUCUCGAUUUCCUUCAUCUUUGCCUUCAUCCUUUGCGUUUGCAUCGAUGCCCCCUGCUCUACACUACAGAAAAUGUUAUUAGGAGGUGGCAAGAGACCGCAGAAGCCAGCAGUGGUAGAAUCUCCAGAAAUAGUCAGUGCAGUAAACGAUAGAAUCAUAAAGACAUCCUUAUAGAAAGCAAAAGUACAGAAGAAUCAAGAAUAAGACUGACCGACUGACUGACGUUAGUAAACCACCAUCAAACUAUGAGGUUUCUUAAACGAUGGUGGAACAGUACUGAAAUAUAAUAAUGUAGGUAUAAUUGGAGAUUUAAAACAUUGUUCCUGAGUAGAUUUCUAUAAGAUAUUUCAAGUGAUUUGUUGUUUCCUUAGAUAUUGAAUUUUCUUCUCUUAUUUAUUGUAGUAGAUUAUAAAUUAGGAUAGAUAGUUAGAAAACUCAUUUUUGUUAGAUUUAAGUUGUAUUAAUUUAUUAAUGUGAGAAGCUUAUUAAGAUCUUUUAAUAAUUGUAAGUAGGUAUUAUAAAUAUUAUUUUGAUGAUUAAAAAAUGAUAAUUUUAA